ACCCCAAGUCAUUGAGGGAAGAAGGUAAAGAAAAAAAAAAAAGGAGCACACCAAAGAAUGAGUUGUCUAAUUAGACUUUACCUUCAACAGUGGUAAGCUAAAUCGGAACGCAUAACAAACAAAUCAACACAAAACCAGUAGCGAGAUCGAAUAAUAAUCAUGGAGGGUGUGAGCGUGAAGAAUCCACUGUUCAGAAGUGAGUCAUCCAUUGGAUACAACUACUACUACCCUGAGCAGAGCUACACCAUGAUUGAGAAGAGACAGGUGUUCCUGAGAAGCUACCAGUUCUGCCGAAAGAAGAGUCUAGUGGAUAGAAUCAAAGGCUCUUUGUUCAGAGUCAAGAAAGUCGUUUGGCUACGGUUAAGGUCUGCUCGGAGGUUGAGGCUGCUCAUUUUCUCUAGGCUCAAACGCGCUUUCUAUUAUCGCCGGAGACGCUUUUCCCGCCUCUUCAACGCAACUCAAACUUCCUCGUGUCUCUGGUAAACGUCUACAUGGAACUUAUCAUAUGGUUAAGUGGAUUUAGCCACCAUCAUAACAAAGAUUGAAACACUACCUGUUUCUCAAUUAUUCACCCUUUUUUUUUAAUUUAUUUAUUAGUAGAGACGUAACCUCAUACGUUAUAAUGUUUAAUAACUGCUCCCUGUUCUUGUCUUUUUCCCUGUUGGCGUUAGCAAUAGAAAUUGAUGUGUGUAAUUGUGUAGAACUAAAUUGGUCGUCGAUGUUGUUGCCAUGUAGCUUAGGAAAAUGUAUACAAAUACAAGACUACUACUAAUAUUAAAUUACUUAGUUUAAUA
Messenger RNA from Arachis duranensis, 794 nucleotides. RefSeq lists its product as uncharacterized. NCBI's taxonomy places the organism in Eukaryota, Viridiplantae, Streptophyta, Magnoliopsida, Fabales, Fabaceae. The coding region runs from base 160 to 483 and encodes 107 amino acids. The transcript is spliced from 2 exons. The record is from RefSeq and is a predicted model, not a curated record.